CCCCUCCGUCCCCGGGCCCGCCCUUCGCCGUGGCGGCGGCGGGCGGGCUCCGCGCAGGCGUGGAGCGGGUGCCCGUUCUCGCGAGGCGCUGGGGCCGGCGCGGAGGCGCGGGCCGGGCUGUGCCGGCGGGGCUGAGGAAUUUGAUGUAAGAAGACGCGGUGUGUGGGAGCCAUGGGUUUGUCUGCAUCCUCCCCGGCUGCUGCAGGUCAGUCGCCAGAUGCAUCCAGGCAGUACCAGACGGCGUCUCCACCUUCAGAAUGUCCCAUGCAUCAGGAAAAAAUGAGCGGUUGUCCAAUGCACAUGAAAACUGCUGAUCACAGAACUGAGAACACAGAUGAUGUUCCUGCACAUCAAGAAAGAGCUUAUGAGUUUGUAGCAUGUCCUAUGAAGUCUGGUUCAUCUCAAGUGAAAGAUGACAUAGAUCCUAGCAAUAUGAUGCCUCCUCCUAAUCAGCAGCCAUCCCCAGGUCAACCAUUUCCGUUGUCAACUGUUAGAGAAGAAUCUUCUAUUCCUAGAGCACAUUCUGACAAGAAAUGGGUCUACCCUUCAGAGCAAAUGUUCUGGAAUGCUAUGCUAAGAAAAGGGUGGAGAUGGAAAGAUGAUGACAUAACAAGUGAAGACAUGACCAACAUCAUUAAGAUUCACAACCAAAAUAAUGAACAAGCUUGGAAGGAGAUUUUGAAGUGGGAAGCUCUUCAUGCUGCGGAGUGUCCGUGUGGACCAUCACUGAUGCGGUUUGGAGGCAAAGCAAAGGAGUAUUCACCAAGAGCCAGAAUACGUUCAUGGAUGGGAUAUGAACUACCCUUUGACAGACAUGAUUGGAUUGUUGACCGGUGUGGAAAAGAAGUGCGCUACGUUAUUGAUUACUACGAUGGCGGAGCAGUGGAUAAGAACUACCAGUUCACCAUCCUGGAUGUGCGCCCUGCGCUGGACUCUCUCUCGGCUGUGUGGGACAGAACAAAGGUAGCUUGGUGGCGCUGGACUUCAUAACUGCUCCUGAGAUAAAACGAGUUAGGAGUGCCCUCCCGGUCUGCCACUGAAGAUGUAUGUGGUUCUUCAAGGAUGUUGGGGUGCUCAGAAACUGCAAUCUCUGUGACUGAUAGAAAAGGGCUCCAGCAUAACACUCCAGCUGUAAUCAGGUCUUGGGUCAUCUAUAUGUGAUCAAAAGUGAUACUGAUCUGUAUCAGCUGGAGCAGGAGACCAUUCUGCAUUCAAAUACCCUGCAGUCAGGGUGUCUGGCCCGGUGCUGCCAUUCUAUGGAGGCACUGACUGUGUGGUUGCUGUGCCUACAAUACCCUCCCUACUCAGUGGUGUUGGCCCAACUCUUCUGCAGCUUGUCCUGUUGGUACCUGGCCAACAUGAGUGCUCUGUAAUUGGGGAGUAACUCAGAGGCUUAGCCUUCUGGCAUGCCUGGAGUUCCUGGCUCUGAGUCAUCCUGUAACAUUUUGCCUUUGCAGUAUAUUAGCAGGCAGUUUGAAAGGGGGAGCUGUAGCUCUGUCACCCUUCACUUAUUUAUUUUUUUCCCCUGCCCCCUAGAAACACCUUUGCUGCUCUCUUUCCUAUCAUUCCAAUGGUCUUAGCUUAAGUCUCAGAAUUUUUUGGUUAAGCCCUGGAAUUUCUGCCCUGCUUUGCUGUAAAAGACAGAGACUGUUGCUGUACAAAGGUAGUUGUGUCCCUUCUUGAUUAUUGCUACUUUUUACUGCCAAAGCAAGGUGUUUUGAAUUACUGUUUUUGAAUUAUGAGGUGAAAGAGGUAUGCUAGUUUAGUGUGAAAUGCUCUCUAGUGUUUACAUAAUGUAUUUGCCAUCAGGACUUUAAUGUGCUCUGUAAAUUUGAAGUCUAAAAUGUGGUGAUGAAUACUGUUUUGCCUUCAAAAGGUGUGAGUGUGGCAAAGGAUCUCUCAGUGCUCUCAAAAUGGUCAUAAAUAGACUGUCAUCUUAUGCACUCCCAUUUUUUUUUAUUCCACUCCUGUAUCAAAGUGUGGGGGAAUAAUAGCUAAUGUGCCAAAUUUCAAAGGAUGGAGGCAUGGAUACUAAUACUGCUGUAGCUCAGCAGCUAAAAACGAACUGGUAAACUAAGGAGCACUGCCUAAUUUUUGAACUCUUGCUAAUGUUUGUUUUUUAUAGAGUAGAAAUGCCUCUUUCAAAACCACCACUUUUUAGAAAGAUCUGUUCCCAACACUUACUAAAUUAAAUGACACAUUAAUUCUUUGUCUCCCUGUACUUACACCUGGAGGAGAGUCCAUGUAGUAAGGUUCCGCAAGCAGAUGUGGAACUUGAUGUGGAAGCUGAACUUUUUGAGGGUAGAAUAUACUACUCAGUGCUAUCUGUGCUUAUGUCUUCAGUGUCAUAGCCUUCCCUACUCAUAAGUUCUUACAUAUUUUUUUUUAAAUGCACAAUAUUGCUAGUUUUCUGCAAAUUUUUAGUAGGCAACUUCAUGCAUUUUUACUCUCACUGAAAGAAAAUAUGUUCUAUUUAUUAUUCUACCUUUGUACAAAGUAAAUUACUGGCAAAGAACUUUAUGGAGUGAAUCAAAUACGUAUUGAUUCUCUCAUCAAUGUUAGCAUUAGGAACCUGUGGUCAUACUAGAUAUGUCAUGUUGUAAAAAGCAACCUUUUUAGUUUAUAUUAGAUGGCUAAUCACUAUUAUGUGCAUUUCCUUCAAGAAGAAAUGGCUUGCCAAACUCCUAGAGAAAGAAUCUUAAAUUCUUUUAUGAAUGUGACAGUUACAUCUGUUUGGUCUUAUGUACAUCAAAUUGCAGAGAAACUUCUGGGCUCCCUUCUUGACUCCAGACCUUAUUGUGAGGCCUUGAGCAUGUGCAAAGUGAUGCAUUAUCUACCAGUGAGCUGCUGAUUCUGAUGGCAGCUCCUUGCAUCUGCAUAUUUGCAGCAUGGGUUAUAUAUUUUGUGACUGGAGUCUGAAUGAAUCCGGUUUUCAAAGGAUAAUGUAAAUUUAUUGGAAGUAUUGGGAUUGUUAUUAGGGCUCAUUAAAAAAAUUUAGAAGAUCA
Messenger RNA from Pseudopipra pipra, 3005 nucleotides. RefSeq names its product holocytochrome c-type synthase. Gene Ontology annotation, molecular function: holocytochrome-c synthase activity. Gene Ontology annotation, cellular component: mitochondrion. NCBI's taxonomy places the organism in Eukaryota, Metazoa, Chordata, Aves, Passeriformes, Pipridae. The coding region runs from base 172 to 990 and encodes 272 amino acids. The transcript is spliced from 8 exons. Gene Ontology annotation, biological process: cytochrome c-heme linkage. The record is from RefSeq and is a predicted model, not a curated record.